Beauveria bassiana ARSEF 2860 is the source of this 780-nucleotide messenger RNA. Its product is annotated as glutathione S-transferase I. The record is from RefSeq and is a predicted model, not a curated record. The coding region runs from base 1 to 780 and encodes 259 amino acids. The transcript is spliced from 3 exons. NCBI's taxonomy places the organism in Eukaryota, Fungi, Ascomycota, Sordariomycetes, Hypocreales, Cordycipitaceae.
AUGUCCACCGAAGAGGCCAAGGUCAAGCUCUACUGGCUCGAGCAGUCGCGCUCCCAGCGCAUCCUUUGGCUCCUUGAGGAGCUCAAGGUCAAAUACGAGGUCGAAAUCUUCCACCGCAACAAGCAGACAUUUCUAGCCCCUCCGGAGCUCGAAAAGGUGCAUCCCCUCGGCAAGUCGCCCGUCAUCACCAUCACGCCUGCCGGCGCCGAUGCCAAACCCAUUGUCCUGGCCGAGAGCGGCUGGAUGACCGAGUACCUCUGCACGCACUACCCAGAAGGCCAGCGCCUCGUCCCGAAGCGCUGGCAGGAGGGCAAGGAAAAUACCAUUGGCGGCGAGACCGAGGCCUACAUGCGCUACAAGUACUACCUACACUAUGCCGAGGGCACCCUGAUGCCUUAUCUGGUUCUGUCACUUGUUAUCGGACGCCUCAAGGGCGGCGACAUUCCGUUCUUUGUCCGACCCAUCACCUCCAUUGUCGCCAACAGGAUCAUCUCCUUGUUCAUUGCCCCCAAUAUCAAAAAGAAUCUCGCCAUGCUCAACGACCAACUCUCAACCUCGGGUGGCAAGUAUCUCUGCUACGAUCAGUUGACCGCGGCCGACAUUCUCAUGAGCUUUCCUCUUCUUGCCGCCAAGGGCCGUUUUACGGAAAUUGUGCCUGGCUGGGAGAAGACUUAUCCCCGUGUUGUUGAAUACAUCAAGACAUUGGAGAGCAAUCCAGGCUACAAGAAGAGCAUUGCCAAGGUAGAGGAGCUGGAUGGCAAAUUCCAGGCUUCAUUGUGA